This is a messenger RNA of Gossypium arboreum, 1355 nucleotides long. RefSeq names its product agamous-like MADS-box protein AGL104. The record is from RefSeq and is a predicted model, not a curated record. Gene Ontology annotation, molecular function: protein dimerization activity; DNA-binding transcription factor activity, RNA polymerase II-specific; RNA polymerase II cis-regulatory region sequence-specific DNA binding. Gene Ontology annotation, biological process: positive regulation of transcription by RNA polymerase II. Bases 121 to 1161 code for a protein of 346 amino acids. NCBI's taxonomy places the organism in Eukaryota, Viridiplantae, Streptophyta, Magnoliopsida, Malvales, Malvaceae. The transcript is spliced from 12 exons.
UUGUUCUAAAAAUAAUCUCAUAUUAGGGUUUUCAACAUUUUCAAAGCAGCAACAACAACAACAACUUCCCAUUUUGGCAUAUCAGGAUAUUUAGGGUUUACACAAGACCCAAGAAGUAAUAUGGGACGUGUUAAGCUGGAGAUUAAGAGAAUAGAAAACAACACCAAUCGUCAGGUUACCUUCUCCAAGCGUAGGAAUGGGUUGAUUAAGAAAGCUUAUGAACUUUCCAUCCUAUGUGACAUUGAUAUUGCUCUUAUCAUGUUCUCUCCUUCCGGUCGGAUUAGCCAUUUUUCUGGCAGGAGAAGGAUCGAGGAUGUCUUUAUGCGUUACAUUAAUCUCCCUGAUCGAGAAAGAGAGCAUGCUCUAAUUUUCCCUGAACAAAUCAGACAUCCUGAUAUCCAAAACAAAGAGUAUAUGCUAAGGAUUCUCCAGCAGCUAAGAAGUGAAAAUGAUAUUGCUCUUCAACUUGCCAAUCCAACAUCUUUUAACUCUGAUUUUAAGGAAAUCCAACAGGAAAUUGUAAGGUUACAACAACAACUUCAAAUGGCGGAGGAUCAGUUAAGGGCAUAUGAACCUGAUCCUUUUAGGUUCACAUCCAUGGCGGAACUAGAAUCCUGUGAGAAACAUCUUGUCGAAACAUUAGCAAAUGUUGUGCAAAGAAAGGAAUAUAUAUUGAGCAACCAUUUAUCCUCUUAUGAUCCAUCUCCUAUACAGCAAGGAUUGCCUCCAUCUUUCGAGAAUGAGGUUGUCAAUUGGCUGCCUGAUAAUGGUCAAAACCAAUCCCAAAUCUUUGAUGCGUCAGCAUCUCUAAAUCCUCUCAGGGAUCUUUCAUCCACGGUCUACGAUCCAUUGUUGCAAGGAAGCAUGUCAAAUGUGGAUCCUCACAACAUAGGAGAUCAAUGCCACGUCUCAAAUCCGAAUACUGAAAAUUUCGCACCAUGGCCUCAGUCAUUUGCUUCAACUGGGCUUCAGUCUAACUCCAUGCCACCAACCUUGUAUUCCCACGUUCAGCAUGGAAUGGUGGAUCAUCAGGAAAUGGCAGAAAUGGUACCGAAUGAUCAGCAAAUGGAAAUUCCUGGGAACUAUAAUUCACAUGGUCAGAUGGCAGACAAUGAAGGUUCAAACUAUGAGAACAGAGUUCAUGAACACAAUGGGCAAUGACGUUGCAAGAUUAUUCAAAAACAACUUCAACUUCACCUUCACCUUCAAUUGCUGUUGUAAUAUUCAAAAACCUAGGCCAUGCUUCCUUGGGAUAGAAGCACCCUAGUAUAAUUGUACCAUGCCACACACCAUUUUUUUUUCUAAUCUAUUUUGCAAUACAUUUUCUAGAUAUAUAAUUGAAAAAAAAAAAAGAA